GUUGCCAAUGAUUCCUCGCUCGCGUCACACGUCUGACCAAUGCUGCCAAGGUUCAAAAUACGACUCAAGCUUCACUAAUAAAUAAAAAAAUAAAAUUAAAAACAAAUGGGAUAAACUUUUGACUCAAAUUGAAAAGACGUUGAGUGACAUUUGUUGUUUUAAUUUAUUUUAUUCAGGUGUGAUAUUAGGUUUUAAGUUUAGUUUUUUAGUAGUGUUGUGAUUUUGUGUUUAGUGCAAUGGAAGAGCAAGGAGAGAUCAAGGAGCGCGUGCGUCGGGCGCCCUUCGAGACCGCGCUGCACCACGCCGGUUACGGCUGUUUCCAAUGGAUGCUGCUGCUGUCAUGCGGCGCAGUAUACGCCGUAUGCGCGCUCAGCACCACAACACUCAGCUUCGUGCUGCCGGCGGCAGAAUGUGACUUCCAGCUCAAGUCCAAAGACAAGGGCAGCCUCACAGCCACGCCACUCAUAGGAAUGUGCGUGGGCUCCUACUUCUGGGGCAACCUGGCGGAUGCCCGGGGGCGCAAGAAGGCCAUCAUCGGAGCCCUGUUGCUGGACGCGCUGGCUGCCUUCAUCUCCAGCGUGGUCCAGAGUUACCCCGCCUUCCUGGCCUGCAGGUUUUUCUCCGGGUUCGGAAUCAUCGGCGCCACAGGCCUCAUCUUCCCCUACUUCGGGGAUUUCCUGUCUCUACGGCAUCGGGACGUCAUGCUGUGCAGACUUGAGGUUUUCUGGACGCUUGGAUGUAUACUCCUGCCAUGCAUAGCCUGGGUCAUCAUCCAAGACCCGCGCUUCAUCUGGGCAUACUCCGAGAGCUUCAAGUUCAACCAGUGGCGGGUCUUCGUGGCCGCCUGCGGUAUCCCGAGUCUGCUGGUGGUGCUGCUGCUGCUGCCCUUCCCGGAGAGUCCCAGGUUCCUGCUGUAUGUGAACCAGCCGGAGAGGGCGCUGCAGGUGCUGCAGAAGAUCUUUGUGGUCAAUACUAGGAUGAACUCUAAGGAUUUCCCGGUGGAAUCCAUGAUAAGCGCUGGCGAAGGCGACGAAGAGGAAGAGAUCGUGACAGCAGAUAACAACGGCAAUGAGACCAAAGCAGCUCUGACCUGGAAGCAGCGCUGGCAGAACUUCUGGAUCCGCAAGAAGAUGCUCACCACCCAGCCCUACAUUGGCCUGCUUAUCUUAUGCUGCUUUGUGGAUUUUGGGCUUAUGUUCAGUUACUACACCCUGAUGAUGUGGUUCCCGGACCUCUUCGAGCGGUUCAGCCAGUUCACAGCUGCCAACCCUGACGUCCCCGCUGGCGUCUGUGAGGUGUCCGCCAAUAUUUCACAUAUUGAGGCAGUAGACGGUAACUGUCAGCAGACGGUCGCAUCCCAAGUAUACCAGCACACAUUGGUGGUCGCGCUGAGUUGCGUGCCCGUAGCACUGGGCGUGGGUGUCUUUAUCAACAUGAUUGGGAAGAAAGUGAUGCUUGUUCUGAUGUUAAUGAGCUCAGGCCUAGCUGUCCUGGGUAUGAGCUUGGUGCGCUCCGCGCUAGAGAACUUGAUCCUCUCAUGUGUCUUCGAGUCUAUCGUCAGCUGCACAGAGGCUGUUCUCUUCUGUGUCAUUUGUGAGAUCUUCCCCACUAAAGUUGCAGCAACAGCAAUGGCGGUGGCAGUGAUGUGCGGUCGAGUCGGGGCCAUAGUCGGUAAUGUGGUGUUUGGGGCACUAGUGGAUCAGCAUUGCGUCGUGCCUAUAUAUAUCUUCGGGGCAUUACUUAUAUCGAGCGGACUACUCUGCAUCAUACUUCCAAAGAGUACACGGCCAGAGCGGCCGCAGUAACUGUAUUUGUUAAUAAACUCUAUGUCUAUAGUAA
Molecule: messenger RNA, 1839 nt
Organism: Leguminivora glycinivorella
Lineage: Eukaryota; Metazoa; Arthropoda; Insecta; Lepidoptera; Tortricidae
Product: synaptic vesicle glycoprotein 2C-like
Exons: 12
Coding region: 237-1805 (522 amino acids)
Biological process (GO): transmembrane transport
Cellular component (GO): membrane
Molecular function (GO): transmembrane transporter activity
Source: RefSeq, a predicted model, not a curated record